GUUUGCGAACACGGUCUAAAUUUAUUUCCAAAUUCUUAAGGACCUUCAUAACACCCACGAGCCUUGCGAGGCGCACUCGAAUUCCUACCAAAUUGCUCCGCGCCGGCCGUGGUGCACACUCCCGUCAGGAUGUCGCGACGAGACUUUCUGAGUCAACAAGCACCGGACAACUAUGUUGCCGGUCUGGGACGAGGUGCGACAGGCUUCACUACUCGAUCCGAUUUAGGUCCUGCUCGAGAAGGCCCCAGUGCGCAACAGAUCCAAGAAGCACUCGCGAAGAGAGCGCAACAGUUGGGCGCGGCACCACCCACAGCCUACGGUGCCACAGGCAAGAAACCAGAAGAACAAGAAGAACAGGAUGACGAGCGGUUUCAAGAUCCAGAAAAUGAAGUCGGACUAUUCGCCUUUGGACAAUACGAUAGAGACGAUGAUGAGGCAGACAGAAUAUACCAGGAUGUGGAGGAAAAGAUGGAGAGGCGGCGAAAAGCACAAAGGGAACAACGAGAACGAGAAGAACUCGAAGAAUACAACCGAAACAAUCCCAAGAUAUCGGAGCAGUUCACCGACCUGAAGAGGAAACUGGCCACGUUAACCGACGAAGAUUGGGCCAAUCUGCCAGAUCCAGGUGACUUGACGGGGAAGAAUCGAAGAGCGAAACAGAAUCUCAGGCAACGGUUCUAUGCGGUUCCUGAUAGUGUCUUAGCUGGCGCUAGAGACUCAGCGGACUUGCAGACGACUGUUCAAGAAGAUGGCGCAGACACCGCUGCUAGUGCGGACAACAAGGACGGCACGAUGACAAACUUUGCGGAUAUUGGUGCUGCGAGAGACAAAGUACUAAAAGCCCGCCUGGACCGAGCCGCGCAGGCGGACGCUGGAACAGGAACGGCUACCUCUAUCGAUACGAAAGGAUACCUCACCAGUCUUCAAACAAGUGAAUUCCAGGCAGCUGAAAUACCGGUUGGCGAUGUCAAGCGAGUAAGAACCUUGCUGGAGUCAGUCAUCAAGACCAACCCGAAACAUGCUCCUGGCUGGAUUGCAAUCGCGCGAUUGGACGAAUUGGCCGGCAAGAUAGUCUCUGCGCGGAAAAUGAUCGCACAAGGCUGUGACCAGUGUCCGAAAAGUGAGGAUUCAUGGCUGGAGAACAUUCGUUUGAAUGACAAUUAUAACGCCAAGAUCAUCGCGGCCAAUGCUAUCACGAAUAACGAACGCUCAACGAGGCUGUGGAUCGAGGCCAUGAAAUUGGAGUCAGAUCCUCAGGCCAAGAAACGAGUAUUACGGAAGGCUAUAGACCAUAUACCACAGUCCGUGGCUAUUUGGAAAGAAGCUGUCAAUUUGGAAGAAGACGUUGAAAAUGCGAAGCUGUUGCUCGCAAAGGCUACUGAAAAUAUUCCACUCUCUGUUGAGUUGUGGCUUGCAUUGGCUCGGCUGGAAAGCCCCGAAAAUGCUCAGGCUGUCCUCAACAAAGCGAGAAAAGCCGUGCCUACGAGCCAUGAGAUCUGGAUCGCCGCUGCAAGACUGCAAGAACAGAUUGGCAAUGCUAACAAGGUUAACAUCAUGAACCGCGCAGUCAAAGCACUCGUGAAAGAAGGCGCCAUGCUCAAGCGUGAAGAAUGGAUUGCCGAAGCAGAGAAGUGUGAGGAAGAGGGUGCCAUCUUAACGUGCGGCGCCAUUAUUCGGGAAACGCUCGGAUAUGGUCUGGACGAGGACGAUGAUCGGAAGGACAUCUUCAAAGACGACGCAAAGACCAGCAUCGGACGAGGACGAUAUGAAACCGCAAGAGCCAUCUAUGCCUAUGCAUUGCGUAUUUUCCCGACCAGCAAAUCACUCUGGCUGGAGGCUGCCGAUCUUGAAAGACACCAUGGCACCAAGGAAGCACGCUGGCAGGUAUUGGAGAAAGCAGUCGAAGCUUGUCCCGAUUCCGAAGUAUUAUGGCUACAGCUCGCUCGCGAGAAGUGGGACUCUGGCGAAGUCGAUGACGCACGUCGCGUGCUUGGUAGGGCAUUCAACCAGAACCCAAAUAGCGAGAAGAUUUGGCUGGCAGCCGUCCAGCUAGAGGCAGAUGCUAAACAGGUCGACCAAGCCAGAGAACUGCUUGCUACGGCGCGACAGCAAGCCCCCACGGAGCGUGUCUGGUAUAAGAGUGCUUCUUAUGAGCGACAAUGGGGCAAUAUCGAUGUCGCUUUGGACUUGGUCCUUCAGGGUCUUACCUCCACGGUGAUCGAGAAGAAAGAAACACGAUUCCCUAGGUCCCCCAAAUUGUGGAUGCUAAAAGGUCAGAUUUACGAAGACAAAGGCAUGGUGCCACAAGCUCGAGAAGCAUAUUCUCAAGGCACCCGGGCGUGUCCAAAGUCGGUGCCUUUGUGGCUUCUCGCUGCGAGACUCGAAGAAAAGGCAGGGAUUAUCAUCAAAGCAAGAUCUGUCCUUGAUAGAGGCCGGUUACAGAAUCCGAAAACCGCGGCUUUGUGGGUGGAAAGUGUCCGGGUCGAGCUGCAAGCAAAACCGCCCAAUGUGCAGCAAGCGAGGAUCCUGAUGUCGAAAGCGUUGCAGGAGUGUCCCAAGUCUGGAUUGCUAUGGUCUGAAAAUAUCUGGCGUCUCCAACCACGAACACAGCGCAAACCCUUGAGUUUGGAAGCCAUUAAAGCUGUUGACAAUGACCCCGUAUUAUUCGUGACGGUGGCACGAAUAUUCUGGGCCGAACGAAAGUUAGACAAGGCCAUGAGCUGGUUUGAGAAAGCCCUCGUACUUGACACCGAUCUCGGAGACGCUUGGGCGUGGUACCUGAAAUUUCUCACGCAGCACGGCACUGAAGAAAAACGAGAAGAUGUGAUUGCGAAGUGCGUUUCCAAUGAGCCCAAGCACGGUGAGGUGUGGCAGAGGGUUAGGAAGGAUCCGAAGAAUGCGUAUCUAAGUACCAAGGAGGUUUUGAUUCAAGUAAUGAAGCAGCUGGAGACGUUUACUUGAUGAGGGAACAGUGGAAUUAUGCUGGUCCGGCAGCCCGCGCCAACACAGGAGCAUGCGGCUCGAACACAUGAGACUUGGAAUAUAUUGUCCUUCCAGAAGAAAUGCCUGCACUCGUCGCUUGUUGGGCGUACGGAUAGCAAAGGACCACAGUUUACGUAAGCCUUCAAUGCUAGAUAAUGAGUCACGUGCAAAGCCUGGACCACCCACGUGAUCA
Exophiala viscosa is the source of this 3175-nucleotide messenger RNA. Its product is annotated as PRP1 splicing factor, N-terminal-domain-containing protein. Gene Ontology annotation, cellular component: catalytic step 2 spliceosome; U4/U6 x U5 tri-snRNP complex. The record is from RefSeq and is a predicted model, not a curated record. NCBI's taxonomy places the organism in Eukaryota, Fungi, Ascomycota, Eurotiomycetes, Chaetothyriales, Herpotrichiellaceae. Bases 130 to 2961 code for a protein of 943 amino acids. Gene Ontology annotation, molecular function: protein binding. Gene Ontology annotation, biological process: mRNA splicing, via spliceosome; spliceosomal tri-snRNP complex assembly. The transcript is spliced from 2 exons.